This is a messenger RNA of Serpula lacrymans var. lacrymans S7.9, 339 nucleotides long. RefSeq lists its product as uncharacterized. NCBI's taxonomy places the organism in Eukaryota, Fungi, Basidiomycota, Agaricomycetes, Boletales, Serpulaceae. Bases 1 to 339 code for a protein of 112 amino acids. The transcript has 2 exons. The record is from RefSeq and is a predicted model, not a curated record.
AUGGGGAUUUGGGAUGGUGCCCAUGCCCAUGCCAGUGUUUACGCCAACAUCAACGUCAACGGACACCCCAAACACCCCAUCCCCGACUCAGACCCGGACCCCUGGACUUCAGACGCGCUAGGCGAGAAAUGGAGGGGAGAGUGGGUGCUUGAGGCGGAGGGAACGAGGGAGGGGAGACAGACACUUUUGGAUUGUCUUUGUCGCCGUGCUGGCAGCGAUGGGGAGGGGGAAGGGGAGGAGGUGCCUGUGACGCCGCCGAAAGACAGGAUGGACGCGUAUGUCGCUCCUCCUCCCCCUGCUGCUGCUGCUGGGAAGCCUCGUGUGAGAGCGAGGGCGUAG